AUGACCAAUACAUUAUCACAAGACUUAGAAAAAAAGAAACUCGCAGGAAAAAAAUCUUUGACAAAACCUUAUGGACCUUCUUUAUUAGACAGAAAAACUGUUCCUGUAAAAACUGAAAAAGUAUCACGUCCCCCACCUUUUGAAUCAACACCUGUACCAAAAACCACUUACAAACCUAAUGAUCAAGAGAAACUUUUGGAAAAAGCAAGAGCUAAUAAUCGCAAAAUGGCGUAUGAGUUACUAGCAGAAGCUAAGAAACUUAACCUAAAAUGUGCUGAACCUAAAGCACUUCCAAAACCAUCUACUCCUGUUGUUUAUAAACCUAUUAUAGCAAAACCACCUCCUAAAUUUGAUCCAGUUGAAGUAAAAGCAACAACAGCUUCAUUAAUGAGACAAGCUGCUUUCUUAACCAAAGAAAAAACAGCGGAAAUCAAAGAAAUUGAGAGUUUAAUCAAUGGAACACUUGGAGACAUGACAAAUUCAACACUUUUGGAAGAAUUACGUCGAGCUAAAGAGAAUGAAUUGUUACAAGAUAUCGAACGUAAACAUUUACAAGGUUUAUUAACUAGAGAAGAAGCUAUUUUGGCAAAACAAAGACUUUUUCAAAAGAAUCAACUUAAAAAGCAGCAAUAUCAAGAAGAACGGAUUAAAUUAUUAGAAACUAUUGAUAAAUAUCGACGCAAAGAAGAAGAGAAGAAUCGGGAACUUGUGGAAAAAGUACAAGCGAUAGAAAACGCCGCAAAAGACGCAGAAGUGAAAUUAUUAAAAGAAAGAAGAUGUAAUGCAAAGCUAAUCGAAUAUGAAACACAAAUAUUACUAAAACAAGCAAAUGAAGAACGUGAAGAAGAAUUGACGAAAAAGAUUCAAAUAAUCAAAGAGUUAAAGCUCCUGCAACAAAUUAACGCUGGCAAUAACAAAGUGGAAUUUGAUCCGACAGAGACAAGUAAUCUAGGGUUAAUGUGUGAGAUGUCUAUUGCUGAACUCCAGGAGAGAUUAGCCCUGCUCAAGGUCACGAUGAAAGAAGAAUUGGAAGAACGCAAAGCUAAAAUUUUAACUGAAAAGAAAAAACAGCAAACUAUGCUUGAGCAGAUGAAAGAAUUCGUUGAAACUGCUAAGGGGCAAAAGU
Dalotia coriaria is the source of this 1126-nucleotide messenger RNA. RefSeq names its product cilia- and flagella-associated protein 99-like. The annotation marks the transcript as partial. Lineage: Eukaryota; Metazoa; Arthropoda; Insecta; Coleoptera; Staphylinidae. The record is from RefSeq and is a predicted model, not a curated record. The transcript has a single exon.